Molecule: messenger RNA, 3876 nt
Organism: Dromaius novaehollandiae (emu)
Lineage: Eukaryota; Metazoa; Chordata; Aves; Casuariiformes; Dromaiidae
Gene: STC1
Product: stanniocalcin 1
Exons: 4
Coding region: 341-1084 (247 amino acids)
Biological process (GO): intracellular calcium ion homeostasis
Cellular component (GO): extracellular region
Molecular function (GO): hormone activity
Source: RefSeq, a predicted model, not a curated record
GCCAUUGGCUGUGCCGGCGCCGCCGGAUUGGCUCCGCGGCCGGGGGGGACCGAUAAGGCCGGCUAUAAAAGCCCCGGCUGGCGGCCGGUCCCCCAGCGAGCGGGAGCCAGCGGGCCGGCAGAGCGGCCGCCAGCGCUUCCCCAGCCCGGCACACUCCUCGCUCGCCGCCAGCGCCCGUCCGCAUCCACGUCUUCGCUCGAGCCGCAGCGGGAGCGCGGAGCCGCACGCGCACAGACACACAGACACAGACACACACGCACACACGCACACGCACACACACACACACACCAAAAAAAAAAACCCACCCAAAAAACCACACUUAGCGGAAACUUGUCAGAGAAUGCUCCUACAGUCCGGGCUGCUGCUGCUGCUGCUGAUCAGUGCGUCCGCCUCCUACGAAGCCGAGCAGAAUGACUCUGUGAGCCCCCGGAAAGCCCGGGUCGCAGCCCAGAACUCAGCCGAGGUGGUCCGCUGCCUGAACAGUGCCCUGCAGGUGGGCUGCGGGGCCUUCGCCUGCCUGGAGAACUCCACCUGCGACACCGAUGGCAUGUACGACAUCUGCAAGUCCUUCCUGUACAGCGCUGCUAAGUUCGACACUCAGGGAAAAGCUUUCGUGAAAGAAAGCUUGAAGUGCAUUGCAAAUGGAGUUACAUCCAAGGUUUUCCUUGCCAUCCGGAGGUGCUCCACUUUCCAAAGAAUGAUCUCUGAAGUGCAGGAGGAGUGUUACAGCAAGCUGGACAUGUGCGGCAUCGCGAAGCGGAACCCCGAAGCAAUCACCGAAGUCGUCCAGCUUCCAAAUCAGUUCUCAAACAGGUAUUACAACAAGCUGGUGAGAAGCUUAUUGGAGUGCGACGAAGAGACUGUCAACACCAUCAAGGACAGCUUGAUGGAGAAGAUCGGACCCAACAUGGCAAGCCUCUUCCACCUGCUGCAGACAGACCACUGCUCGCAAGCCCACCCGCGAGCGGACUUCGCCAGGAGACGAAUCACGGAGCCUCAGAAGCUAAAACUCUACUUCAGGAACCUCCGAGGUGAGGGGUCUGUCCCGGCCCACACCAAGCGCACCUCUUCCGAAAGCGCGUGACCCUGCCGGGGCGCGCCCGUGGGUGUGUAAGGGAUGCUAGGCGCUACCAAAGCUGACGUCUCUCUUCUAGAAGAGUAAUGCACCCAAACCAAGUGUACUGUAGCUAGUUUUAAUAACAACUAGGAACUGGUUUUAGAUUUAGUCAUUGGUAUUUUCUAUUCCUCUCGAACAAACUUUUGCAUGGAUCUGUGUUCAGUGUCUCAGCUUUCCCGCCGUCAAAGUGUCUCCAUCUCUUUUUCUUUUCCCCCACAGAAAUAUAUCCAAAACAAUCUUAGUCUUAAAUAUAACCAUACAGUAGUCAGGCCUUCAGACACCAAACCCUAAACGUACUGUAGCGCUAACACCAUUGAAGUCUGGAGAUUUGGCACCACGGAGAAUAGCUCCUCUAUUCUCCCUCGCAGAAAGCUGGUAGGCGACGAUAGAUGCACUAACAACUAUUGCACAUCCUGAAGAUGGCAAUGGAAUUCGUGUUAUGAAUCUGUGCUGGCCAUGGACGAAUAUGAAUGUCAUAUUCCUGGUCUCUUAGUGUCAUACGGUCCUAACCCUUCCAACACAGCUCCCCUGGCUGGUUAAUUUACCAAACUCGCUAGCUGUGGCUGGUUCUAGUUACCGUGACCUGGCACCACAGUGCAAAAUGAGCUAAAACACCCCCCACCACCACCAAAUCAGCAGAGGAGCAUUUUGUACUGUGGAAAUCAUCAAAGGAGGUGCCGGUCUAUGGUUAAGGCUAGUCAGAAGGUUACAUAAUCUUGCAUUGUAUUUAAAAGCUAACAUCUAUGUACUGUAUUUAACUGUCUAAAGCUUUAAAAGAAACCUAACACAAACAAGCCCUUUCUUAAGACUAGAGUAUUAAAGGUCUUGCUCUAACUGUGGUAUAAAUAGUUUUAAAAUCUGUCAUGUACUGUACAUAAAUUCCACAAGAGUCUGCUUAAAAGAAGCAGAAUAUAAUAACUUUAUUGCAUAAACUUAGUUUUGUAAGUUAGCUAUUUUCUUUUUUUCCUGGAAACAGUAUCUCUGUCAUAUUCGAAAGUUCACAUUCUACUUUGUGGCCUUUUUAUAAUGGAAGAGAGAUGUUUAAGACAGAAACGAUUCAGACAGGGCCAGAAACAAGCCUCUCUUUUCAUAGGUAACGUGAGUUGGGACCGGCCAGAGCGGCCGUGAAGCCGUGCUGCUCCCCGGGGCAGAGCAGGGCAGGGAUGCCGGGGGGCAGCACACGCAGGCGGAGCGGCUGCUUUGGGAGCUCAGAGCCGCCACGGCGGGUAAAAAUCCCCUUAGAAAGGUGAGUGCUGGGGAAAGGCAGGAAAAAUCCUGAGGCUCUCUCAAACCCGAAACGUAAAACAACGUGCCUGUCUUUAAAAGGCCCCGUGGGGCAGGGCUCGCGCCUCGGCCUCUGCCCGCGUGCCCCCGCGGCGGCCGCAUCCUGCCCGGUAGCCUGCCUGGCCGCGGGGAGCCCAGCAAAGCCGCAUCGCGGCGUGAGGCCGGUGCCGCGCUCCAGGCCGACCCGCUCACCUCCAUCUGCCGAGCGGUGACUCUCGCUCAACUAGUUAGAGAGCUAAUAAAGGAGGGAUCUAUUUUUCUUUUCAAAAUCUAAAGCAAUAUAACUUUUUUUUUUAAACCACAAAGCCUUUAAACAAUAACUUGCUGCUAAUACAUUGAAACCAGAUGCAGUGGCAGCAUUUCUAAUAUUGCUGUCUUCAUUAAAUGUAGCCCAAAAGUGCUGUCAUAAAAUUGUAAGCGGCAAAAAAUGUUGCUGACGGUAGAGGUUUUCGGGGUUUUUUGUUUUGUUUUGUUUAACUACUCUGAAUCGCGCAGUCCGGAGCAGGCAAGAUGCGAUGCUGCAGCUCCUUCUUCAAUCGCAGUCAGGUAUAGCGAGGCCAGCCGGGACAAGGGGGAGGGCUCGGCUGCCCCCACCCCGUCUCCUUGGGUUGUCAUAAUUAAUUUGAUUUUCCCAGUGGGAAUUUAACCUUUUCUUUUCUCCUUGACAUGGGCGGGAAGAGGAUUGGGAAUAAACUUUCCCCUGGUUUGAUUCGCUCUGGCAUCGGGGUAAAAGCAAGCUGUGCACACCGGUGCAGCGCCCGCACGGCGCCUCCGCGGCCUCGCAAGAUUUUGAGCUGCUUCACGUGUCACCUUUUUUUCUUUUCCAAUGCUAAAAUAGUAAGGAAGCCACGAGCACGUAUCCGUAAGACCAAAAGCCCGGGGCUUCCCCUUGCCUGACUUGCGCACGGAGCCCAUGGCGGGUGAGCGGCGGGGGCGGCUCGCGAGGAUGCCGAAUCGCAGGUGGCUGAGUGGGGGGGAGCGAUCCCCCCCGGGACGGGGAGUGAUGCUCAAUAUUAAGUCCAGCUAUUUCACGUUUUAUUUAAUCUCUAAUGCUUUAUUUUUUUAAUCUUGCGUUCAUUGCAAAAUGAUUUCUCUCGGGGGCGGGGAGGGGCUUAUCUAGAAACGUUUGCAUGAUUCUCAUUGUGAUUUGUUUGCACUUUAGAUGUUUUGUGCCAUUAUAAAUUUGCAUUAUGUAUUUAUAAUUUAAAGAUACCUAGAGAGGGGGAGAGUUUGGUUUUUUUGUUUUUUGCUGAGUACUGGAAUAAACAGUGAGCAUAUCUGGUAUAUGUCAUUAUUUAUUGUUUAAAUUACAUUUUUAAAGCUCAGUGUGUUCAUAUAAAGGUUAUUUGAAACAUAUCAUAGUAAUGAGAAAGAUGCAAGUUAUUUUCUUUGCUUAUUUUUAUAAUUAAAGAUGCAUAACAUAAUGAGGCCUAUGUUGGAUUUUCUUCUGCAAUGAAAUAAAAUGUCACAUUUAA